GAGCUGCCACCUUCGAUGUUCUACAUAUUCCCUAUAAAAGUGGGCCGGGUGCCCCACCCCCACCCCACCCCCUUCUGGGAUGAAUGGAGCGAAGCCCUCCAGGAUGGACGGUGCUCCCCAGCAGCUGGAGGAUGCAGGCACCUCUUGCCUGAAGACCCUGGAGGAAAGGACCAGCACUGUGGCCUUCAGCUGCUGUUUUUGCCCCCCAGUCUGUCAUUCCCAGGCCAGAGAUGCUGGGGUUUCCUCCAGCAUGGGUGUUCUGGCAGGCGCCCCCCCGGCGCUGACCCGCUGUCUCACAGGCAGUACUCGAGGGACGCCGAGGGCAGCUGGUUCCGCUCCCUCUUUGUGCACAAGGUGGAUCCCCGCAAGGAUGCCCAUUCCAACCUCCUCUCCAAGAAGGAGACCAGCAACCUCUACAAGAUCCAGUUUCACAACGUGAAGCCAGAGUGCCUGGAUGCCUACAACAGCCUGACAGAGGAGGUGCUGCCCAAGCUCCACUCAGAUGCUGACUACCCCUGUGACCUGGUGGGCAACUGGAACACGUGGUACGGCGAGCAGGACCAGGCAGUGCACCUCUGGCGCUUCUCAGGCGGGUACCCGGCCCUGAUGGAUUGCAUGAACAAGCUCAAACAAAAUAAGGAGUACCUGGACUUCCGCAAGGAGAGGAGCCGGAUGCUGCUGUCCCGCAGGAAUCAGCUGCUUCUGGAGUUCAGCUUCUGGAAUGAGCCCCUGCCCCGCCAGGGACCCAACAUCUAUGAGCUGAGGACCUACAAGCUCAAGCCAGGGACCAUGAUUGAAUGGGGCAACAACUGGGCUCGGGCCAUUAAGUACCGACAGGAGAACCAGGAGGCGGUUGGUGGGUUCUUCUCCCAGAUUGGGGAGCUGUAUGUGGUGCACCAUCUCUGGGCGUACAAGGACCUGCAGUCCCGGGAGGAAACAAGGAACGCGGCCUGGAGGAAGAGGGGCUGGGAUGAGAACGUGUACUACACGGUCCCACUGAUCCGGACCAUGGAGUCGCGGAUAAUGAUUCCCCUGAAGAUCUCGCCCCUGCAGUGAGCGGGGGGAUCUGCGCCAGGGUGUCUGCCUGCACCCAGGGGGGCUCGCUGCCUGCCUGCGGCCCUGCUCUGCUGGGGGUCUCUGCUCCCCAACAGCUCCUGGCUCUCCUUCUCCCCCCUCACCUCAUUUUGGUGUGCCCUGUGGGGUGGGGAGGGUCCACGGGUGGGGAGGGGAAGGGCGGGAGGCCCCCACCCUGCAGCAGGUCCCCAGGUGUGGCUGGGGACAGCACUGCAGCGGGGCUGGGCAGGCUGCAGAGGUUGGGGGGUGUCUUAAUUAUUCCUGACGGGCCCAGUGAGUGCCUUUCCUGCCAAUUAAAUAUUUAAUAUGCCAA
This is a messenger RNA of Falco peregrinus (peregrine falcon), 1387 nucleotides long. It is a transcript of the gene NIPSNAP1, whose product is annotated as nipsnap homolog 1. The transcript is spliced from 9 exons. Gene Ontology annotation, cellular component: mitochondrion. The record is from RefSeq and is a predicted model, not a curated record. Bases 16 to 1056 code for a protein of 346 amino acids. NCBI's taxonomy places the organism in Eukaryota, Metazoa, Chordata, Aves, Falconiformes, Falconidae.